Cucumis melo (muskmelon) is the source of this 1791-nucleotide messenger RNA. Its product is annotated as protein PIN-LIKES 7-like. The record is from RefSeq and is a predicted model, not a curated record. Gene Ontology annotation, biological process: endoplasmic reticulum to cytosol auxin transport. The transcript is spliced from 9 exons. Bases 260 to 1567 code for a protein of 435 amino acids. Gene Ontology annotation, cellular component: membrane. Lineage: Eukaryota; Viridiplantae; Streptophyta; Magnoliopsida; Cucurbitales; Cucurbitaceae.
AGGGGAAGGCCACCAUAUACCGCAUUCUAAUAGAUAAGAAAAAGAAGGGGGAGGGAGAGGUGGGUCCGUUUUGUUUGGUAGCGGGGACGGCUUUAGCUUUGUGAGUUUAGUUAUAAAAUAGUAAUCCCAAAUGAAAGAGCAAUGGGUGUGCCAUAAAAUUCACAAUUCUGAGUUUGCAGUUCCGGCGGCGGAGCCUUACCUUUUUCCCCUCUUUUUAUCACUCUCUCCGCCCUCCAGAUAGGUUGUUAAGGAAUUAGAGAUGGGGUUGUUGUCUCUACUGGAGGUGGCAUCGAUGCCCAAUAUACAACUCCUCCUUAUUUCUUUAUUGGGAGCUUUCUUAGCCACUGAUUAUUGCAACGUUCUUCCUCCCCAUGCUACAUCUUCUCUUAAUAAGAUUGUGUUUACUGUUUUCACUCCCUGUCUCAUGUUUGCUAAUUUGUCCAAAACUGUCACCUUUCAAGACAUUAUUUCAUGGUGGUUCAUGCCUGUGAAUAUUGGAUUUACGUUUUUAUUUGGAGGAAUAUUGGGCUGGAUGAUUGUGAAAGUUUUCAAACCAAAGCCAUAUCUUGAAGGCCUUAUCGUUGCUUCCUCUGCUACUGGGAACUUAGGAAACCUUCUUCUGAUAAUCAUCCCAGCCAUUUGUGGGGAUGUGGGGAAUCCUUUUGGGAAUCAAGACACGUGUACUUCUCGUGGUCUGUCUUACGCAUCGUUUUCCAUGGCGUUGGGGGGAUUUUACAUAUGGACAUACAGUUACCAUGUAGUGAAAACAUCCUCAUUACGCCUCAAACAACUUCAAGAAUUAGGUGCAGUCCCAGUCCCACAUGAUUCCCAGUUGCACACUCAUCUUCUGCCUCAAAAACCUGAUCAAGAUUCUUAUCAUCACAUCCUUCCUUCUACCAACAACACGCUAAAAUCAGAUCAGAUCGAAUCCCAAUUAUUAGAAGGUACUGGUGGAAGCGUCGUACCCAUUUUAGAGAAACAAUAUUCAGAUGAUGGUAUAUCAGUAAAAGGAAGAUCAUUAAUAAUAUUGGGUAAAUUACAACAUUUGUUUCGCUCCAUUGUCAAGGAGUUGAUGGAGCCACCCACUUUAGGAGCUAUGGUUGGAUUCGUUUUUGGAGCGGUGACAUGGCUGAGACAUUUGGUGAUUGGGGAGAGUGCUCCAUUGCGAGUAGUCCAGGACGCUGUCAAACUACUGGGCGAUGGAACGAUCCCAAGCACAACGUUGAUCCUGGGAGCCAACCUAAGACAAGGGAUACAAUCGUCACAAUCAGUGAAACCAGUGAUCAUCCUAGCCUUAAUCGUCUCUCGAUACAUUGUUCUCCCUGCAAUCGGAAUAUCCAUUGUGAAAGCAGCAUGGUGGUUGGGGUUUCUGCCACCGGACCCCAUGUACCACUUCUUGUUGAUGGUUCAAUACACGCUCCCACCAGCCAUGUCCAUCGGCAUUAUGACUCAGCUCUUUGGCGUUGGUCAACAGGAAUGCUCCGUUAUUAUGUUUUGGACAUAUUCAGCUGCUCCCCUUGCCCUCGCUCUUUGGUAUGCACUUUUCAUGUGGAUUUUAUCUACUUAACUUCAUUUUGAAUCCAAAUUAAGUCCAACCCAAAAGAAGGGCAUUAUAUCAUACAUAUGUAUAGGGCAUGCAAGGCCUACCUAUUAAUUAAUUUGGAGUUUGUUGUACAAAGUAUUUUCUUUUCGGUUUGUUUUUACCUUUCCGCGCGACGACUGCUUCUACGUACCUAAAUAUUUGAUAUAUACUCUACACCUUCCUUCUCACAUCACAUCAUCUUUUCCUUA